Molecule: messenger RNA, 1298 nt
Organism: Hemibagrus wyckioides
Lineage: Eukaryota; Metazoa; Chordata; Actinopteri; Siluriformes; Bagridae
Gene: akr7a3
Product: aldo-keto reductase family 7, member A3 (aflatoxin aldehyde reductase)
Exons: 7
Coding region: 44-1123 (359 amino acids)
Source: RefSeq, a predicted model, not a curated record
ACGACCUUUGCUCCCUGUUUACGGCAGGACCGUGCGGAGUGUUAUGGGUAUGCUGACCGCAGUAAGAAGUGCAGGACUUUGCUCAGUUCAGAAGUUAACUGUCUCUCUCACACUUCCACGUUCAGCCCGGUUCGGCAGCAUGUCGUUGUGUCGAACCGCACGCACAGUUCCAGCCUCGAUUCUGGGCUCCAUGGCGUUCGGGGGGCGCGCAGACGCGGGCACGAGCACCAAGAUGGUGCAGGCGUUUUUGGAGCGCGGGCACGACGAGCUGGACACCGCGUUCAUGUACACGGACGGGAGCGCGGAGGCGAUCAUAGGGGCAAUGCAACUUCCUCAGACGGUUCGAAUUGCCACCAAAGCGAACCCCUGGGAGGGGAAGACGCUGAAGCCGGAGAGUGUGCGCUCUCAGCUGGAGACCUCGCUCAAGAGGCUGCGCACUCAGAGCGUCGAUAUCUUCUACCUGCAUGCUCCGGACCACGAGAACCCCAUCCAGGACACGCUGAGAACCUGCAAUGAGCUGCACAAGGAGGGAAAGUUCAGAGAGCUCGGUUUAUCCAACUACGCCUCGUGGGAAGUGGCUGAAAUCUUCACCAUCUGUAAACACCACAGCUGGGUUCUUCCCACCGUCUACCAGGGCAUGUACAACGCUACCACGCGACAGGUGGAGACGGAGCUGCUGCCGUGUCUGCGCUACUUCGGCAUGCGCUUCUACGCCUACAAUCCCCUGGCAGGAGGUCUGCUUACCGGGAAAUACCACUACGAGGAUAAAGACCAGGCUCAACCUGCAGGACGCUUCUUUGGAAAUAAGUGGGCUGCUGUGUACAGAGACAGGUUUUGGAAAGAGAGCCAUUUCCAGGCUAUAGACGGCAUCCUGAAGGCCCUGGACACCGCGUACGCUUCCGAGAAGCCGAGCUUGACCUCGGCCGCCUUACGCUGGAUGUAUCAUCACUCUCACCUCAGGGCCGAUCUCGGAGACUCUGUGAUCAUCGGCAUGUCCACCAUGGAGCAGCUCCAGGAGAAUCUAGCUGCAGCUGAAGAAGGUCCUCUAAAGCAGGAAGUGGUGGAUGCCUUCAAGUGUGGCUGGGAUUUAGUGGCUCAUGAGUGUCCUAACUACUUCCGCUAGCCACAUGACGGACUUUAAUUCCAGCUGGAGAAGAGGAUCUGCUGUAACGUUCCUGAAUUAUAGAAAAUGUUAGAACCUGUUUAAACUCAAUAAUUCAAGUUAAACACUGACUCUUUUUGUACUCCAGCACUUAAUUAUGACAUUCUAGCUAUAAAGCACUGCUGGUAAAAACACA